UGUUUUGUAUUCUAAGCGCGUGUGUGUGUGUGAGUGUCGUGCGCCAAUUUGAAUGAAUUUUAUUUAAAUGCCAAACCAAACUUGGAGCAUUGCCUAAAAAGUUGGCAAAAAAAUGCGCAAGCAGCGCGUCCAUUAAAUAAUAUUGCAUAUUUGCAAUUGGGCUUGCAAACAAAUUAAAAUUUAGCUGCAAAAUCUACUCGAUGUUAGGCAUUUGCAUUGCACCUGCUAUGUCCAAAUAACAAAAACUCCCACUCUCCGCGCAAGUAGAGUCGUAAAAAUCAAUAAUUGACAUCUUGACUCCAUGCAACCGUAGCAGCAGCAGCACUGGCCUAGGCCAUAUGAGGAAAAAGAGUCAUAAAAGACACCCCCGAACAGAAAGGAGCCCACCGAAGAUUCAGUUAUUCGUAUUUGUUGCUGCUGCAGUGACACAAUUUUUACUGUUUGCUUAGCUAUAAAUACGGCGGAAGUAUUUCGCACAGCAGCAGUUGAUAUACUACAUAUAUUUGAGUUAAUAUACAUACAUACAUGUAUAUAUAUUCAUAUAUAUGUAUAUAUUCUUGUCAUCAAUUAUGCUGGGCAUGUUACAUUCACGUACUAACCAUAUAUAUAUCUUUACUGAAUAUAUACUACAGCACAACAACUAAAUUUAGCUAGAGCAACAACAGCAACAUCAACGAGCUGGCAUAAAAAGGCUAUGAACAAAUUGUACAAAAACUGUCACCAACUGCACGCAAAAAUAUUUCUCGCGUAGCAGCGACAGCCAAAAAGUAAAAAUAUUAUAAAUAAUUUAUAUAUAAUAAGAAAAGAAAAAAAAUAGAAAUAGAAAUAGAGGAAACAAAACAUAGAAAUGUUGUACAUCAAUAGCAAAGCGAAAUAUAUCAAAAUAAAUGUGACUUCGAGAAAUAUAAGAGUCGGGAACAACAUGAGCAAGCACGAGCUAGUGGCUAACUAAACUACAAACAGUUCCUAUGCAUUUAACCUUGUGUUUAAAUGAAAUUUCACAAGAGCUACGCAAAUUGUCGCGUUCGGCGAUAUUUGCUCAUAUUUACGGCCUUAUCGCUGGUAUUGCUGCCCCUAUCACUCAUAUACUUGGUAUGGAACGAGCAGCUGCAGAAGAUUAAGGGAUACGAGCUGCAGCAGCAACAACAGCGGCAACAGCAGCAGCAGCAGCAGCAUCAGCAGCAACAGCAGCCACCACAGUCAAUGCGGGCAAAGCAAAUCCAGCCAGCGGGUCAAACAUUUCGUUAUCCUGUCCUGCUGUUGAACAAAAACAAAAACAAGGAACUAACCGUGGUGGCAACGGGCAAGACUAAGAAUAAGUGGCGCUAUGUUGAUAAAAUCAACAAUGAAACAGGCCUCUCGCUCAUACCCGAGUAUGCGAUACAGUCGCUUUCCCCGGAGGAGAUGCAGGACAUGUCCGUGCGCAUGGAGGCGCGACUCAAUAGACUGAAGGAAAAGUGUUCGGAGUUCGGGCUGGAUGUGGUGGGCCCGGAUGCCUGGCACACGCCCAACACUUGGGAAUUUUUGGUUAAUAAAAAAUAUCAUAUUAUAUGGUGCAAUGUGUUCAAGGCGGCCUCCUCGUCCUGGAUGUUCAAUUUCAAUGUGCUGGCUGGCUACACGCCCAACUAUUUGCUAAAGACCAAGAAGAUUCUGCUCAAUUUGGCCAGAGAGCGUUAUCCACGCGUAACUCUGCAAGAGUUGCGUGAGGCGCAGAACGAUUCGACUACGUUUAUCAUAGCCAGAAAUCCCUUUGAGAGACUUCUGAGUGCCUAUCGAGAUAAGAUCGUAUUCGCGCUGCCCUAUUCCUUUCACGACAAACUGGGUCGCAGCAUUGUGCGUAUUUAUCGCAAGAAGCCCAAGCUGAUCUCACGUGCGGGCAACACAAAGUACCCUUCGUUUCCAGAGUUUGUGCACUGGCUGCUCGAUCAAAUCAAGCGUGGCAACUACAUAGACAUGCACUUCGUUUCGGCCACAUCGUUCUGCACGCCCUGCCUCAUACGGUUCGAUAUGAUAUUGAAGUUCGAGUCGCUGGCAGAGGAUCAACUAUAUCUAAUUGAAAAGACUGGCCUCCAGCGCGUCAUAGCGCCCGUCUGGCGCAACAUGGGCAAAGGAGGCAGAAAGACCCAGGAGCUGCAGCAGCAGUUCUAUUCCCAGCUAACCAAGCAAGAGAUGCUCGAGCUCUACAACUAUUACCAAUAUGACUUUGAUCUGUUUGAUUAUGAUAUCAAGGAAUAUUUGAAGUAUGCCAGAGCUGACGAAGAAGCAGGCGCCGCCGCAUCGGGGGCGUAACUACAAUUAAAAUUCAUAGAAUUUAUUAAAAACGCAGAAAACCAAAACUAAAUGUAUACAGAAAAGAAAGGAAGAUAUCACUUAGACACGUAUGAUCAAAUUAGCCGUCACAGUAGGUAAUUGCAAAUGUUGAUAAUAAUGAAUGAAACAAUAAUAAAGUUAAUUGCUAUAAAUAUGGUAAAAACUA
This is a messenger RNA of Drosophila mojavensis, 2476 nucleotides long. Its product is annotated as carbohydrate sulfotransferase 11. Gene Ontology annotation, biological process: carbohydrate biosynthetic process. Gene Ontology annotation, molecular function: sulfotransferase activity. The record is from RefSeq and is a predicted model, not a curated record. The transcript is spliced from 9 exons. NCBI's taxonomy places the organism in Eukaryota, Metazoa, Arthropoda, Insecta, Diptera, Drosophilidae. Gene Ontology annotation, cellular component: membrane. Bases 991 to 2289 code for a protein of 432 amino acids.